AUCUAUCUAUCUAUAUAUAUUUGCAAACGUAAGUAUUCAUUGUUCAACUAUCCUUAUCCUUAGCUAUAGGUAGUCACCAUUCUAUAAAUAGCUGAUAUUAAAACCAAACUAAUAUAACCAAUUUUUACUGAGCAAGACAUGGCUUCUACUGGUGAUCCUGAGUACAAAUCAUCUUCAACUCCGGCUCCGGCUUCUUCGGUUGGUGUUGAUCACUCUAAGUUUGAUUUGAUCCUAAGGUUUCUGUUGUUUGCAGCAUCAGUGGCAUCAGUUGUUGUGAUGGUUACUGGUAAUCAAACAGUAUAUCUACCUGUGCCACGACCAGCCAAGUUUAGAUACUCACCAGCCUUUGUAUAUUUUGUGGCUGCAUUCUCUGUUGCUGGGCUUUAUAGUAUCAUUACAACUUUUAUAUCACUCUCUGCCAUCCGAAAGCCAAACCUCAAAACCAAACUUCUCCUCCAUUUAAUCUUCUGGGAUGCGGUGAUGUUGGGGAUAUUAGCUUCAGCAACAGGAACAGCUGGGAGUGUUGCAUAUUUGGGUUUGAAGGGAAACAAGCAUACUGAUUGGCAUAAAAUUUGCCACAUCUACGACAAAUUUUGUAGGCAUAUUGGUGCCUCUGUAGGAGUUGGAUUGUUUGGUAGCAUUGUCACUCUUUUGCUCAUUUGGAUUUCAGCUCACAGCAUUCAUAGUCGAGUUCCAAAGUAGAUUCAAAGAAAGUUGUGGAUCAUUCUUCUUCACACAUAUAUGCACUUAUUUAUCUUUGUAGUGAAUUGUUUGUUAAGUAAUUAGAUAGUGUGUUUAGUGAUUUAUUAAUGUUUAAUUGACUUCUAUUUUUGUGAAUGUUUGCUUUCAUUGUUCUUGUAAAUGUGUGUAAUUAUCUACCAAGGAGCACAUUGUAUUUUACAUUCUAUUAGUGUGGCACAUGAUUUUGGGUUAUUUUGCUCCCUCAAAUAUAAAAUAGAUUGAAUAAUUAACCAAGAAAA
This is a messenger RNA of Medicago truncatula (barrel medic), 980 nucleotides long. Its product is annotated as CASP-like protein 1D2. The coding region runs from base 139 to 702 and encodes 187 amino acids. Lineage: Eukaryota; Viridiplantae; Streptophyta; Magnoliopsida; Fabales; Fabaceae. The record is from RefSeq and is a predicted model, not a curated record. The transcript is spliced from 3 exons.